CUAAGGGUCAUCUGCUUUGUGUACGCAGCAGGGCAAGGGAAGCUCAGGGUAACUUCAGUAAGUAAAGCGAAAUGGAGACGACAGGAUCAGUUUCGUAAUUGCAGAUGAAAUUUCAAACUUCUUAGGGGAGAUGAAAGUAGACAGUAGAACCUAACAGUGGAGGGUAUCAGCAGACAUCUUAAAUUUUAUGGUUAAUUGAAUAAGCGAUGAACCGGGAGAAUAAUUCCAGGGUUCUUGGGCUCCUGAGUAUUGCUGUUUUAUUCAUGUUUGCCGAGUCUUUUUCUAUGAAUGCCUAUGUGACCGUCAUUUAUUCCAACGAAACCGGCAAUUUCACCGAGGAGAAAUGUGAGUGUGGUGUUUAUGGGUUAGCUUCACCCAUAGCUAAUGCUAUGGGGGUGGUAAGCAUUCCUACCUCAGGAAACCAACAAGCCUGUGACGGCUACACAGAUUUCACGAAUAAGAAGAAGCCCUGGAUUGCACUGAUAGAAAGGGGCAAUUGUACAUUUACGGAAAAAAUUAAUGCAGCGGCUAGUGAAGGUGCUGAUGCUGUUGUGAUUUAUAAUUACCCAGUGACUGGCAAUCAGACGGUACCGAUGGCAAAUUUUGGUGCAGAUGAGAUUGUUGCAAUUAUGAUAGGCUACCUGAAGGGAAAAAAAACUUUGGAUUUAAUUAAGCAUGGUAUCCAAGUAACUAUGAUCAUCGAAGUUGGGAAAAAACACGGUCCUUGGAUGAAUCAUUAUUCGAUCUUCUUUGUCUCUGUGUCCUUCUUCGUCGUUGCAGCAGCAACUGUGGGCUACUUUAUCUUUUAUUCUGCUCGCAGACUAAGGAAUGCAAGAGCUCAGAACAGGAGACAGAGACAAUUAAAAGCAGAUGCCAAAAAAGCUAUUGGAAAGCUUCAGCUACGAACACUGAAACAAGGAGACAAGGAAACUGGACCUGAUGGAGAUAACUGUGCUGUGUGUAUUGAAGUGUACCGACCUAAUGAUGUAGUACGCAUUUUAACCUGCAACCAUCUUUUCCACAAGACAUGCAUUGACCCUUGGUUGUUAGAACAUAGAACAUGCCCAAUGUGCAAAUGCGACAUACUCAAAGCUUUGGGAAUUGAGGUGGAUGUAGAAGAUGGAACAAGGUCCUUACAGACGCCUAUUUCCACUGAAACCUCCAGUGUUGCUUCCCCUCAUGAAGAGGAUAACCGUAGUGAGACGGCAUCAUCUGGAUAUGCGUCUGUACAAGGAACAGAUGAACACCCAGUGGAGGAGCAUGCUCAUUCAGAAAAUGAUAACCUGCAACUGGUAAACCAUGAAGCAAAUUCUGUGGUAGUGAAUGUUCCUCAUCUUGACAAUCCAACCUUUGAAGAGGAUGAGACCCCUGUUCCAGAGACCUCAGUUCCAGAGACCUCAGUUCCAGAGACUUCUGUUCGACAAGUUAAUUCUUGAAAUUGGUAACCAUUGAGAGACUAGAGCCUUCACGAAAAGAGAAAACUGCCAACCAGGGUCCAACGUAUUAUCAAAAGUAUGAAUAGACUGGUUAACUUCUCUGGAAACUGACACUAGACAUAUUAAGAUGUUAUAAUAGUUGACGAAUUAUUUGAAAGAUUUAACCUAUUGUUCCACUUUUCUUCCACAAGAAACUCAUUUUAAGUUUCACACGAGUCUCUCAAUGCAAAAAGCACCUUAUGUUAAUUCAUUCAACACAACUCAUCUAAUUACCUCUAUUUUUUUUUUAUUUAAAAAGAAAUCAUUGGCUUAUAGGUUAAAGAAUCAGUAUAUUUCUCCAGAAAAUCAUUUUGAUCUCUUUUUUCCAGAGGUAAUACAACACUUAGAAAAGCAAAUUAUUUCAGGAAAUGCCCAUUUCAGCAGCACUACAUGAUUCAAACAAAAUCUCUUUCAAAUAAUUUCAGGUUCUUAUAAGUAGUCUACUUCAGAUGAGUAACAAAGCAGAGUCUGUAAUAGAAUAUGAAAGAAGAACUGGUAUAUUACUAAUACUAAGUAAAAUUUGUUCUUGCCAAUACUAUAGAAACAAUUCCCUUUGCAGAUAGGUGGUGUAGCUAAACCUCACACUUUAUUACUUGUGGGAGGAUUUUAAAGCACAGACCAUAAACUAGCAAAUGAUUUGAAAGUGAAAGUAUGUAGGAGUGUGUGACAGAUAUCUAACCCUUUUUUUCAUUUUAUGUAUUAAUUUAUACAAGCAGGCUUGGAAAAAGCCGGGUAGAAAUCUGUGGCAAGAAUGAGUCUGUUGAAUAACUUCCAGAUAAUGUUGUGAAUUUUGAAGUGAUAAAAAUAUACUUUAUCAAAAUUAGUAAAAAAACAAAUCUUUUCUUUUUUAGCUAAAAUUUGUUGAGAAUGUUUUCUUAUGUUUGAGAGAGAAUUGGGUGGGAGCAGGGGAAGAACACCAGAUGCCUUAACAUAGUUUGAAUCUUCAUCCACCAAAGUUAACUAAAUCUAUUAAAAAAUGCACUUUAUUUUCAUUCUGUGUGGCUUACCUUUUAUUGUGGAGUUUUGUUCCCAAGACAAAUGCUAGCAGAAUGUAGUCAACGAAAGAACAAUUAUGUUUAUUUUUGUUUGCUAAAUCUAAUGACUACUACUUUAUUUGUAUAGAGUGAUUUGAAGUGUAUAUAACUCAUGAUUUGUAUUGAAUUUCUUUAAACAAUACAUGUAAAUAAAAUGUUAUAAUAAUAGUC
Molecule: messenger RNA, 2680 nt
Organism: Tachyglossus aculeatus (Australian echidna)
Lineage: Eukaryota; Metazoa; Chordata; Mammalia; Monotremata; Tachyglossidae
Gene: RNF128
Product: ring finger protein 128
Exons: 7
Coding region: 207-1436 (409 amino acids)
Source: RefSeq, a predicted model, not a curated record